AUGAUCGAAGCCGUCUACAUCUCCGACACCAACGCCUCGUUGGUGUUCGAGUACCAGCAGCGGCUCAGUCUGCCUGGCUAUACUCUGAUCAAGCUGAUGGUGCUUGCCCACCCCGAGUCGGAACCGCCGAUAAUCGCGAUUAACCACGACUACUAUGUGGCGUUUGAACGGUUCGCCAGCAUCACCAUUUCCGUGCUUUGCGGGCUGAAACUGGACCCGGUCAAUCCCAUGAUCCCGUUCGUGUUUAUUCAUCGUCUAUUCACGGCAAUUAAGGAGUAUUUCGGUACCCCCGUACUGCCGACAAAGAUCGAGGCGAAUUCCGACACGUUGACGCUGAUCAUGGCGGAGAUGAUCGACCAAACGGGUUACCCGCUUACCACUGACGCUAACCAAUUGCGUGAUUUGAUUCCCUACGAGCUGUUUUUGCUGAAAUUGUUGAGUACAUCGCUGUCGAUUGUCGCCGAGCACCCGGCGGCGAAACUAGCGUUUAACCAGUCGCCCCCGCCACCACUGCAGCCGAACCAGGUGCUGGCGUAUCCGUGGAGACGUUCUAACGUGCGCUAUACGCAUAACGAGAUGUAUAUUGAUGUGAUUGAGCUGAUCGCGGCGAUGUACCAGGUGGUACCUCCGCUACUGCUGCUGCUGCUGCUGCUGCUGAGUAUGGCACGACUUUACCCCGUACUGGCUCAUAUUGAUGGUCUGAUAGCGUUUGUCAGUCAUUUGACGGGGGAACCGAGGCUAGAAAUGCUGUUUAACCAUGUGGCCCUGCGUAUCCAGCUACCCAGCUUCCACCCGUGUAUUGACAUUGCCAAAUGGGAUAAACAGUGUGUGCUUAACUUUGUCCCUCCCGACGGCCAGCUGACGCUUAUGGAGUACCAAUUGGAAGCCCCCAAUCACGAACUGGGAGCGAUAGACAUCAAUUACCAGCCACUGACGGCCACUGGCGAAUUUGAGUUGAAACUUCAAAUAAAGCCCACUCCAGGACUCACUAAGGUCGAUACCAUCACCAUCGAUAUCAUCUGUGCCGAGGAAAUGGCAAUUAAGCCGCUGCGGUGCACUUCUGGCGACUUCAGCUAUAAAGGUAACGGUAAGGGAGAGUGGACGUUACGCGACGUUAAACCCACAGCGUUGCCUCUCCUUCAGGCGGCAGUAAUCAACACUGAGACUGACGCUCGGGGAGAACCGUUAUACCUCAGAAUCAGCUACCAGCACAAGGGGUGUGUGCCGCUGGGGCUUAAAAUCGAUAGCAUCCGCAUGGUGUCGCAUAAAGGCAUGCCCGACCUGGUGAAGCCUUAUAAGGGCGUCAAAUACAUCACCCAGACCAGCGACAUCGUCAUCCGCCCGUAA
Molecule: messenger RNA, 1347 nt
Organism: Diutina rugosa
Lineage: Eukaryota; Fungi; Ascomycota; Pichiomycetes; Serinales; Debaryomycetaceae
Exons: 1
Coding region: 1-1347 (448 amino acids)
Biological process (GO): intracellular protein transport; endocytosis
Cellular component (GO): cytoplasmic vesicle; clathrin adaptor complex
Source: RefSeq, a predicted model, not a curated record